GACGCGUCCUCUACCAUCCCUACAACCACCACCUCGAUCCCAAUAAUAAUCAUGUCCAAGACCUCCGACUUUGCUCCUCCCGAAGAAGAAAUCAACUGGGACGAAGACCCUACCCCCGCUCCUUCUGCCGCAAUUGUGACCGACCCAUCGGUGACGACAGGCGAUGAUCUGAGCGCGGAGGCGGCUUCUGGGACGACGGAUGCGCAGCCUGCACCUGAGCCGAGUUUGGAGAAGGUUGAGGCGGAGGGCGCGAAGCCAGAUUUGAGUGAGGAUAAAGCUGUACCCGCAGCAGCCCCGAAACCCAAAACCGUCACCAAGGAAUCCGGGUUCACCUUCAAGCGCCUCGGUGCCUCUUUCGACACCGGUGCCCCCUCCACCAAGCCCUCCACCAUCGCGACCACCACUGCUGCAACCGCUGCCGCUGCGCCUGCCACGACCGAGAAGGACGACGCGGAAGCGAAGCGUUUAGCUGCUGAGGAAGAGAAGCGCAAGAGACGUGAGGCGAGGUUCGGUGUGGUCGAGAAGCCUGCGCCGAAGGCACCGAAGGAGAAGCCUGCCCCUGCUCCCGCCGCUGCUGUCCCCAAACCCGCACCGACCAAGGCCGCACCCGCCGCAGCCGCAGCCAAGAAAAACGUGAAGCAAGCCCCGGCGGCGGAAAAGAGGAAAGCCGAGCUCGACCCAGCGGAGUUGGACAAAGCGAGGAAGCGCGCGGAGAGGUUCGGGGUUAAGAAGACUGAGGAGAAGGUCGCGACGUCGGGGGAGGAAGAGAAGAAGGUUGAGGAGGUUGCGGAGAAGGUUGAGGGACAGUAAAACGAAGGA
Molecule: messenger RNA, 819 nt
Organism: Saitoella complicata NRRL Y-17804
Lineage: Eukaryota; Fungi; Ascomycota; Saitoellomycetes; Saitoellales; Saitoellaceae
Exons: 2
Coding region: 52-810 (252 amino acids)
Source: RefSeq, a predicted model, not a curated record